Naegleria gruberi is the source of this 996-nucleotide messenger RNA. RefSeq names its product autophagy related protein. Gene Ontology annotation, molecular function: protein binding. Bases 1 to 972 code for a protein of 323 amino acids. The record is from RefSeq and is a predicted model, not a curated record. Gene Ontology annotation, cellular component: nucleolus. Gene Ontology annotation, biological process: ribosomal large subunit assembly. The transcript has a single exon. NCBI's taxonomy places the organism in Eukaryota, Heterolobosea, Eutetramitea, Acrasida, Naegleriidae.
AUGAACAUCAAUACUCCUUCAACAACCACUAAUAAUGCUGAAAAGAUAUUGAUCACUCCUCCAAAGACAGUUGUCUGUAAACAAAUUAUUGAUACUCAAAUUAAUAGUAUUGACUUUUCAGAGGAUACUCACAGUGUCGCUAUUGCUUGUAGUGAUAAGACUAUUAGAAUUUUCAAUUCCAAAUCAGGAAAUUUCACAACUACCCUUCACGGAUCUACUGACAGUGUAAUCAAGGUGAAAUUUAGCAGUGUUGGUCAAUUGGCUCUUGGUGCUUGUGCUGAUUCAAUUUGUAGAAUUUGGAAUUUGGGAAAUGAUCGUGUAAGACACACACUCACUGGUCACACUAAAAAGAUUUACGGAGCUGACUUUUCACCAGACUCUAAGAAGGUUGUUACUGGAGCUCACGACAGAACUAUCAAAUUCUGGGAACUCCAAUAUGGUACCUGUGAAAAGACCUUGUUGACUUGCAAGUCCAGUGUCAAUGAUGUAGAAGUUUCCAGAGGUGACACUAUUGCUAGUGCUCACUUUGAUUCAGCUGUUAGAUUGUGGGAUAUGAAGUCAUUUAAACUCAUUUCUGAAAUUGAGAGAGCUCACGAUGGCCAACAAGUUACCAGUGUCAGUUUCUCAAAGGACGGCACUAAAUUGUUGAGUAAUGGUAAGGACAACUUGCUCAACAUUUAUGAUUUGAGAAUGACUCAAAAGGUUCUCGAUACCUUGAAACAUACUGACUAUAAGAAUACCAUUGCUUACAAUAAGGCAUGCUUCUCUCCUUGUGGUGAAUAUUGUGCCGCUGGAGGCACCAAUGGUAAAUUAUUCAUUUGGUCUUUGACUCCUCAAACAACAAAGGCUAUGGGAUCAGCUGUUCUAGUUGUGAAUGGCCAUUCCAGUUCUAUUACAGGUGUUACUUGGAAUAUUGAUGGUUCUCAAAUUGCUUCAUGUGGUUUAGAUAAGGGUCUCUUUAUCUAUGAAUAAAGUUAUUUGAUUACUUUGAUUUUU